CAACAGCAACAUCAGCAGUAAACGUUUAGGAGCAGCAGUCAGUAUGAGCAACGGCGUUAGCAGUCACAACACAGCAAAGGCGCGUCAAGAAAACUCGGUUCAGCAAUCUGUGUUGUGAACGCGUUUUUCGCUACUUAUAAAUUUUUUUUUUUUUUUUUUUUUUUAAUUUUUUCGAUUUUGUGCAAAAAGGAAAUUUUCAUUUAACGUUAGCGGUGCACACUGGCAAGCGGUCAGUCAUAUUAUGGACGUGCCGGUGAGCGUAUGCCGGUUUGCAGUGUUACAGUUUUAACUAAAAAGAAUAAUAACAAAAGGAAAAAACAAUAUCAUAAAUUAAAUACGUAAAUUUACAGCGCCAAGCUUACGCGCAACUAAUACGUAAACGCGACUCAACGCGUACACACGCAUCUGAGUUUUACGAAAAAUACGAACUGAAUUCAUUAAAUAAUAAAAUUUAAAAAAGUAUUUAAAUUACUUAAAAAAAAAAUCGCAUUACGGCCUGAGCAGCAGCUCAUUACAAAGCUGCAAACGUCGCCUGGUGUUGAUCUGUCUGUCCAUACGCACUCGAAACUCGAUCAAUCUGUGUGUUGAAUGCUUGUAUUUACAUACAAACACACUUCUGUAAAUUUGACGGCCAGUAAGUCAAUCAGACGCGGCGGGUGGUGUGGCUUUAUCGGUGCUAAAUCGUGUGUCAAGGCGUGAAAGUAACAAGUCUAAGUGCAUACGAGCAUACAUACAUACAAAUGUACAAAUAUUGGCAUUACAAAUGUUGAAUUUGUUUGAUAAUAAAUAAUAUAAGAAAACGUUUAAAUAAAUCGCUUUCGGCGGCAUAUAAAUUUCUUGCACAAGUAAAGUCACAAGCGCAGCAUAAAUACCUUUUAAAGAAAAACAAAAACAAAAAAAUAAAUAAAAAUAAAAAUAAGAGAAGCGCAAAACAAUUUGUUUUACAAGCCGUUAACGCCUUGCGAUUUUUUAAAUGCUACCUAAAUGUUAUACAAGCGUGCAAUUAAAUAAUAAUAAAAAUACCAUUUUGUGCCGUUAACACUUCAUUUAAAUUAAGUGCAUUAUUAACAUUAUUUUAAACGAAACCAUACUGUCUUGUUAAAUUGUUGGCAACGCAGAACGAUUUUAAGUAACGCGGACGCGCAGGAUCAGCAGCAGUGCAGCAGUUGGUGCAUAGACAUUUUGUUAUCACUUGCUUUGCGGAGGCGAGCGCAAACGGCCGCAGGAUUGUGUCAGCAGAGUUAUGUCGCCGCGACGCUGGAUUUUAUUGCUCAUCUUUUACAUAGCGUACUUGAUGUUCGGUGCCAGCAUCUACUAUCACAUAGAGCAUGGCAUCGAGAAACAACAACGUGCGACGGAUCUGCGCGAACGUAUUGAAAUGAAUGAAUACCUCGUUAGCGAAUUGUCCGGCAAAAACGAGAGCACCAUCACAGAGAUACUUGAAAACAUUUCCGAUUAUUGCGGUAAAAAGGUGACGAACUACACAGCGGAUGAAUUUGAGCCACCUUAUACAUGGACAUUUUAUCAUUCGUUUUUCUUCGCCUUCACUGUCUGCUCAACCGUCGGUUAUGGCAAUAUAUAUCCCACCACUUUAGCGGGACGGCUGAUUAUGAUAUUUUACUCGAUCAUCGGCAUACCGGUUAAUGGUAUACUUUUUGCGGGCUUGGGUGACUACUUUGGCAAAACGUUCGAGUUAAUUUAUCGCCGCUAUAAAAAGUUCAAAUUGUCACGCGAUAAACAUUAUGUGCCACCACAAUUGGGUCUACUCACCGCUAUACUGAUCGCCCUGAUACCGGGUAUCGGUAUUUUUAUACUGUUACCAGCGCUUGUGUUUACAUAUUUCGAGAAGUGGUCUUACUCCAUUUCGAUUUAUUUCGCUUAUGUAACCACAACAACUAUUGGUUUCGGCGACUAUGUGCCCACUUUUGGAGCAGAUCAGCCACGCGAGUUCGGUGCUUGGUUUGUGGUAUAUGAGAUAUUCGUCAUAAUGUGGUUCAUAUUCGCUUUGGGAUACUUAGUUAUGAUUAUGGGCUUCAUAACGCGUGGUUUACAAAGUAAGAAACUAAGACGUUUAGAACAACAACUAUCGACGAAUAUAAAAACAACACAAAAUCGCAUAUGGAGUGGUGUUACGAAAGAUGUCGGACAUUUACGAAGGAUUUUGAAUGAGCUGUAUAUACUGCGAGUGAAGCCGGUCUAUACCGAGCCGGAUCCAACACUGCAGCUGCACCGUUCGAACUCUGCACCCGAGCUCACCAUGUAUCGCGAGGAUGCGCCACCUGAAUUCCCGCGCAAACGCGCCUUCUCUGAAACGUAUGACGUCAUCGAGGCGCGUGGCGCUCUCGCGCCCAUUCACGCUUCUUCCGAUACUGCUCUCGAUAAAUUGGAUAAACAGAAAUCCUUCCAGGACGCAGAUGCUUUUCUGCAAACUACCGAACUGUUGGCCAAAGUGGUUGGUGCUUUGGGCGCUGUCCGUGUGCCACCCCCAGAGGAGGAUGAAUUCAGCAUGUAUGGUGGUUAUCACGGACUGUCUGAUUCGCAAAUAUUGGCUAGUGAGUGGUCGUAUCCGAGUAUUCAUGAGGCACCUAAGCCUCGUGGACGCGCCAACUCCGAUUACAACUUCGAGCCACCAUGGCGCCAACGUCGUCCCACUGCAUUGCCAACGGAAUGGACAUGGAGCGGUGAUAAUGAGCGCAUACAAGAGGCGAUCAACAAUCGUUACAAGGAGGGUGAUAGUCGUGAUCUAUAUCGGUCAAGUUUCGGUUUACCGCCACGCGAAUAUGUUGUGAAUAUGGAGGAGGAUGAGCCACCAAAGCCGCGUGUAAAGAAGUUCUCAAUGCCUGAUGGUUUGCGUAAAUUGUUCCCGUCAAAGAAGCGACCCUCACAAGAACGCAUAACUGCCGCUGAGGCUGGCACGGAUGUUUCGAUGCCAAAUGGCACACGCCGCUUUUCGAUUAUGAGCGUGCCAGAGUCGGCGCGUCGCGCACCACCGCUCGACUAUUACAGCACAGUGGCAGCUGAUGCGAAUGCGCCUUAUUAUGGCAAUGGCAAACCUUCAGGUUUACCUGGCGCGCCUAGCAGUUAUCCUUCGGAUGGCAGUUUGACAUCGAAACAGCCAUCGGGUGCACUCAAUGGUUUGGCAGCUGGUGCACGUCGUGGCAGUAAUGCCGUUGUUGGUGGUGGUCCACGCAAAAGACGCGAAUCCAUAUUUACGCAAAAACCAUCCGCAGGCGUGAGGCGUGGAAGUCUGUUUCCCACUUCCAAUGCGGCUGGACUUACACAACGCCGUGGCAGUCUUUUUACGUCUGGUAUGCAGCCAAACACAGGCACGCCAUCGCGUCGUGGCAGUCUUUUCCCCACUGGGGGUCGUGGUGCAGCUGAUCGUCGUCCUAGUCUCUUCUCGGUUGCCUCAGAGGAGGAACGAGAGGUGUUGGAGAAUACAACAAUUGCUGAUUUGAUACGCGCUUUAGAGGUGAUGCAUACGCAAACUGUAAUGGAGGAAGCCGCCGACAGCCCGCCAGUAAUAACCCAUAGCGAUAUGGGUGGCAUCUUUGGUGGCAGUAAUAAACAACGUAAAAUGGGUAAUGCUGGCAUGGACUUACCAGACGUGCCACCAUUAUUCUCACUCUUCAGCAAUGACAAUAAACGCGCUAUGAACAACGCCGCUGCCAAUCGUUUAUAUGCACGACGCUCCACAGUUGUUGGCGCUUUGCCCACCUCGUUCAAUGCGCCCACAGGCUCAACAACAACGCUUGCGGCGUCAGGUCCAACUAGCAUGCUGACGCGCCGCCGCAAGUCAUCAGCUGUGCAACAAAUACCCGAACCACCGCCAAGUUAUAGUGAACGUGAUACCAAUGUAUCGUCAACAACUAACAGUACUACUACGCCUAGUAAUAAAUUCAAACGUCGCUUCAGUGUGCGGCCUACAGCGCUACAAAUUCCGCCGGGUAAGGCGCCACCACCGGGUGCGAAUAUGAAUGCCGCAUUAGCGUCACAAAAUAUAGUACCAACAGCGCCAACAUUACCAUCAGCAUCUACGCAAAGCGUCUUGCAGCGUCGUCUUUCGUUACGUCCAUCGCCUUUGGCGCGCGAGCUCAACAUUUCAACAUCGACUUCGUCGGCGAGCAGUUCAGGUGAUCCCAGUCCGACCAGCCCGACGGGCAGCGGUGGCACCGUGACGAGUACUACUCGCUUGCUACCCUCAACUUCCAUUGCUACGCCGGCUGUUGGCGCGGCCACACGUCCGCCUACAACUGGCAGCACACAUUCGCCACUCUCGCGAAUCGUGCAGAUCGCACAAGCGCAAAGAAAGAGUAGUAUGCAGGAGGGAUUUCCGCUGGAGCGUACACAAAAGCCGGAUGAUGUGUAGAGGUCGGCAGUAUUCAAGUUUAUUUAAGUAAUUUCAAAGUGCCUAAAAACAGUUUUAUGUUAAUAAUAAUAACACCACUCAUGGGUUGUGUACUGACAGCUAAAGCAAAGACAUAAGCGCAAUAACGGUAUGCCAUAAGUUUGCCACAGUUUAUUUCAAAUAACUGAAACUAUUAGUAUUAUUUGUUACAAUCGUAAAUUAUGCAUAAA
Messenger RNA from Bactrocera tryoni, 4578 nucleotides. RefSeq names its product open rectifier potassium channel protein 1 (gene Ork1). The transcript is spliced from 7 exons. Gene Ontology annotation, molecular function: potassium ion leak channel activity. The coding region runs from base 1244 to 4369 and encodes 1041 amino acids. Gene Ontology annotation, biological process: stabilization of membrane potential; potassium ion transmembrane transport. Gene Ontology annotation, cellular component: membrane. NCBI's taxonomy places the organism in Eukaryota, Metazoa, Arthropoda, Insecta, Diptera, Tephritidae. The record is from RefSeq and is a predicted model, not a curated record.